This is a messenger RNA of Ostrinia furnacalis (Asian corn borer), 607 nucleotides long. RefSeq lists its product as uncharacterized. NCBI's taxonomy places the organism in Eukaryota, Metazoa, Arthropoda, Insecta, Lepidoptera, Crambidae. The coding region runs from base 55 to 567 and encodes 170 amino acids. The transcript has 4 exons. The record is from RefSeq and is a predicted model, not a curated record.
GACAAUAAGAGUGUUGUUAGUGCGCGUUAGUGUGUUUUGUGAAUCACUUAUAAAAUGCACGUAAAAGUGCCUGAGGUCAAAAGGUGCUGUUGCUGUUUACCACUCCGCUAUGGGAUUGUGGUAUUUGGACUUAUUAAUGUUCUGCUCUCCCUGCUAGCUGUAGCGUGCCUCGUGGUGGCGACCGAGGUGAAGCGCUCCACGUUGACUGACGGCUCCUCGCUGGAAGUCAUUACGGCGACCGUGCUGUACAGCAUACUGGGAAUGGGCGUCAUACUCAACAUUCUACUGCUGGUUGGAGGGAGUCAGAAAGAUAUAUCAAUGUUGCGUCUCUACAACUAUUACGCGGUGCUGACUAUCGUGGCCGCGCUUGUGCCUUUGAUUGUCUUGCUGUCCCGAAGACAGUAUGCGGACGUUUGUGCUGGACUGACGGCUGUAGUUACGCAGAUGUACGUCAGCAUUCUAGUAAGGAGUGAAGUCGUGAAGCUUGAGAGGAAACUUCUGGACCCCCAGCAAGUGUCUGCCAACUCCGAAGUAAUUGAUACACCAGAUACAGAUACGUUAUUGUGAUAUUUCUAUGAAUUAUUUUAAUAAAUAAUUUAUCUUAGUA